Molecule: messenger RNA, 735 nt
Organism: Phytophthora sojae
Lineage: Eukaryota; Oomycota; Peronosporomycetes; Peronosporales; Peronosporaceae
Exons: 5
Coding region: 1-735 (244 amino acids)
Biological process (GO): tRNA wobble uridine modification
Cellular component (GO): elongator holoenzyme complex
Source: RefSeq, a predicted model, not a curated record
AUGGCGGAGGCUCUGUAUCAGCUCGGGGACUCGUUGACGUGGACGCCAACGUCGGCGCCCCGGGGGCAGUUGGUGCUGCUUGAGGACUGCGUGGAGGCCGGCGGGGGGUUUCUGGUGCACCACUUCACGUCGCUCUUCCUCAAGGCCGGCCACCGCGUGUGUCUCGUGGCGAGCGCCAACACCCCGGAACACUAUGCGGCAGGUGUCAACUUUGGGACUUGUCAGAGCAAGCAGCAGCUCCAGGUGCUGGACUGGACCAAACUGGAGGCCGGAGGUGACCAGGAGAGGGGGUGGACCAAAUUGUUCGACGAGUUGAGAGCUUUUGCCGACCAAGAUGGAGACACUAAGGUGUCUUUUGUCCUGGACGACAUCGGCGCACUCAAGUGGACGUUCGGAGACGCUGCGGUGCUCGACUUUGUGCGCUGCUGCAAGACGCUGACUCAGAAGAAGAACGGAGCUGUGAAUGUGGUGCUUCUGAGUCAUGCAGACACGGACCUACCGGGAUCGAGGCCUCUGAGUUCUGCACUCGCUGACAUGGCGACAGUCGUCUUGACCACGAAGCCGCUAAGCACGGGCUACUCCAAGGACAUCCACGGAACGCUGUCCGUGUGUCGUCACAGCCAAGGCUUGGGUGGGAGCUGGUUACACGAGGAUUCGACGGCCAUUCCCUACAAAAUUCUUGAGAGCACGGUCAAGUGUUUCCACUCGGGCGGAGAAGCGCUGCGGUGGAAUUGA